Molecule: messenger RNA, 2719 nt
Organism: Capsella rubella
Lineage: Eukaryota; Viridiplantae; Streptophyta; Magnoliopsida; Brassicales; Brassicaceae
Product: interaptin
Exons: 2
Coding region: 162-2504 (780 amino acids)
Biological process (GO): reciprocal meiotic recombination
Source: RefSeq, a predicted model, not a curated record
UCCACUCCCUCUCUCUCUCUCUCUCUUCCCCCAUAGAUUAUUCUUCUUCUUCUCCUCUUCUUCCUUCGAUUUGGGUUUGCUCUCGUUAAUAAGCUUUCCCCAAACGCCACUUGUUCUGUGUUGGAGGCUUUGUAAUGGGGAUUGUAUAAUAUGCUCUCAGGAUGAGUUUCUCUCAGUCUCAGGCCAUUCGCCUCAAUCUUGCUUCCUACUCCUCUCUCUCUCCCUCCGAGUAUUGGUUGACGAGAGUAAACCAGAAGCAGAAGAGUCUUGUCGCGUUCCCGAGCAGUACAAUUGGAAAGAGACAUGCUUUACUGAGUGUUCAAUCAGUCCUGAACAAUACAAGACCUAACAUCAGCGAUAAUGGAACAGCUGACUCUGCAAAUGCUCUUGUCGAGAAAUUAUUCGCUCGGACACAGAGAUUGGGGAGACAAACCAAUCAACACUCGGUUUAUCCUGACGAUGAUCUGAACUAUUCAAACCUUGGAGUGCUCGAGCCUGACCUCGAGGCUGCUCUAGUGGCCUUGUUGAGAAGGGAAGAGGACUUACAUGAUGCUGAGAGGAAGCUUCUCUCUGAGAAAAAGAAGCUUAACCAGGCAAAGGAGGAGUUAGAAAAACGUGAGAAAAUAAUCGGCGAAGCUUCUUUGAAACAUGAAAGUCUACAAGAGGAGCUGAAGCGGGCAAAUGCAGAGAUAGCUUUACAAGCCAGAGAGAUAGAAGAAUUAAAGCAUAAGCUUAGGGAAAGGGACGAGGAACGUGUUGCUAUGCAAUCGUCCUUGACUUUGAAAGAAAGAGAACUAGAUCAAAUGCGUGAAGAGAUUGCAAUCAGAAGCAAGGAGGUUUCUGUGGCUAUUUCUGAAUUUGAAAGCAAGUCACAACUCUUAAGCAAAGCCAACGAAGUUGUCAAGAGACAAGAAGGUGAAAUACAUGCACUUAAGAGAGCCCUAGAGGAGCGGGAAGAAGAACUAGAGAUUUCUAAGGCUGCGAAGAAACUUGAACAAGAAAAGCUCAGCGAAACAGAAGCCAACCUGAAAAUGCAGACAGAAGAGUGGCUGAUUGCCCAGGAUGAAGUGAAUAAGCUUAAGGAGGAAACCAUGAAACGCUUAGGAGAAGCCAAUGAAACCAUGGAGGACUUCAAGAGAGUGAAAAAGCUUCUGACUGAUGUGAGAUUCGAGCUUGUUUCUUCUCGGGAAGCUUUGGUAUCUUCCAAGGAGAAAUGGGAAGAAAAGGAGCUACUAUUAGAAAAACAAGUGUAUGAGCUCGAGGAACAGAGGAAAAGUGUGUUGUCAUAUAUGCAAAGCUUGAGGGAUGCUCACACUGAAGUAGAAAGUGAGAGAGUAAAGCUCAGAGUUGCUGAGGCUAAGAACUUUGCACUUGAGCGGGAAUUAUCAGUCCACAAAGAACUGCUGGAGGAAUUACGAGAAGAGUUGCAGAAAGAGAAACCAUUGCUGGAGCAAGCUAUGAAUGAUAUAUCCGUUAUUCAAGAUGAGCUUCAGAAAAAAGCUAACGCGUUUCAGGUAUCACAGAAUCUACUUCAGGAGAAAGAGUCAAGCUUGGUAGAGGCCAAACUAGAGAUUCAGCAUUUGAAGUCUGAACAGGCUUCUCUAGAACUAUUACUGCAGGAAAAGGAUGAAGAACUCACAGAAGCUAGAAAUAAAUUGGAAGAGGUGAACCGGGAGGUAACACAGCUAAAGGCGCUUAUGACCAGUAGAGAAGAUCAGCUUAUGCAGGCAACUGCAAUGCUGAAGGAGAAAGAUGUCUACCUUCACAGAGUAGAAGAUGAGUUGGGCAGUUCCAAGCUGAAGGUCUCGGAAGCUGAAAUGGUGGUGGAAAGAAUUGCAGAAUUGACGAGUCGACUGCUUCUGUCAACCACUAAUGGUCAAAAUCAGAACACAGUGAGGAUUAACAAUGAGAUUAGUUUUGGCUCGAUUCAGCAACCACUAGAUAAUGAUUACGGAAUGGAGAACAAACGGCUAGUGAUGGAGUUAAACUUCACCAGAGAAAGUCUACGGAUGAAAGAAAUGGAAGUUCUAGCUGUGCAAAGGGCUUUGACAUUCAAAGAUGAGGAGAUCGACGUGGUCAAGGGCAGAUUAGAAGCCAAGGAGCGGGAACUCAAGAAAUUGAAAGAAGAAACGACUAAUGACAGUGAAGAGUUGAAAAUGCUAUAUGCCUUGGCACAAGAGAGAAUCGGAGAGAAAACAAUGGGUGAUCUGGCCAUAGAGAAACUUCAGCUUGAGGCAGCUCAACUUGAAGUUGAAGCUGCGACCAGUGCUUUACAGAAGCUUGCAGAAAUGAGCACAGAACUUUUGACUCAAGCUGACAUGAGCAUUGAGGCGGAGCCAACUUUCAUUGUUACGCCAGCAAACAGGUUUCAACAGGAAAUAUAUUCAGAAGAAAGUAAUGACUGUCUUGCUGAGGUAAAAGCAGAAGUUGGCAAGCUCUGGUCCUUAACAGAGAAACUCCUGGAGAAUGCAGGAAUCGUCGCUGGUACAUCCACAGGCAUGUAAGGUGUGACAUAGUGAAGCUUGAUUUUGCAGAUUAACUUCAUAAGCGUGAUCUGUAUGAUUCUUUUGUGGAUAUGUAGAAUUACCUGAGGUUAAAUAUAUCGUCACUACUUGUCACUUGUCACUAAGCGUUCUAAAAACUGAGAUUGUUCAACAUACAAGGUUUGUAACAUCAGUUCUUGAAAAGGUUAGAUUUGUAACAAAAGAUUUGUACCCUC